Camellia sinensis is the source of this 1339-nucleotide messenger RNA. Lineage: Eukaryota; Viridiplantae; Streptophyta; Magnoliopsida; Ericales; Theaceae. The record is from RefSeq and is a predicted model, not a curated record.
AUGCGAUUCUUCAGAAGCAAAAAUGAGUAUAGCUGGAACAGAGAAGCAAACAUGUUGUAUUUGGAAACCCCAGUGGGAGUGGGUUUUUCUUAUUCAACUGAUGCCUCCUCCUAUGAGGCAGUGUCUGAUCAACAAACUGCCAGGGAUAACCUUGUGUUCUUGCAAAGAUGGUUCCUCAAGUUCCCCCAAUACAUGCAUAGGGAUCUGUUCAUCACAGGAGAAAGCUAUGCAGGUCACUAUAUUCCUCAACUUGCAAAACUAAUGACUGAAUUCAAUCAAAAGGAAAAGUUAUUCAAUUUGAAAGGCGUUGCUUUGGGUAAUCCGGUUUUGGAGUUCGCUACAGACUUUAAUUCAAGGGCAGAGUUCUUUUGGUCUCAUGGGUUAAUAUCAGAUUCGACAUACAAAAUAUUCACUUCUUCAUGUAAUUAUUCGCGGUAUGUGAGCGAGUAUUACAGAAGCUCAGUUUCACCUGUUUGUUCAAAGGUUAUGAGCCAAGUGAGCAGAGAAACCAGUAGAUUUGUGGACAAAUAUGAUGUCACACUCGAUGUCUGUAUUUCAUCCGUGCUUUCACAGUCCAAGAAAAUUAGUCCUCAACAAGUUGGUGAAAAGAUUGAUGUGUGCGUCGAAGAUGAAACUGUCAAUUAUUUAAACAGACAAGAUGUGCAGAACGCAUUUCAUGCCCGGCUUGUUGGAGUAAACAGAUGGGUUGUUUGCAGUGACAUUCUAGAUUAUGAGCUGCUAGAUGUGGAGAUACCUACAAUCUCUUUAGUUGGAGAACUUAUUAAGGCUGGAAUUCGAGUCUUGGUUUACAGUGGUGAUCAAGAUUCUGUUAUUCCACUGACUGGAAGCCGAACCUUGGUUCGUGGGCUGGCAAAUCAAUUGGGAUUGAACACGACUGUACCAUAUCGUGUUUGGUUUGGAGGGCAACAGGUUGGUGGAUGGACUCAAGUUUAUGGUGAUACCCUCUCAUUCGCCACCAUUAGAGGUGCUUCUCAUGAAGCUCCUUUCUCACAGCCGGGGAGAUCGCUUGUACUAUUCCAGUCAUUUUUACAAGGCAUGCCUCUACCGGAAAUGUUCUAAUAUGUAUCAAUCCAAUUCCCAUAGCUUGAGAUUGUAAGUUGGCUUGUUGUUGGUAAAUAGUUGUCGAAGUAGAAGAGGUUUUUCUGUAAGAAGAGAAGCAAAAAGAGUACAUGCAGUUCUUUCUUUUCCAUAUUUUAUUGAUGUAAAAAGACUGUUUGUUGUGGGUUGGAAUUUUUCUUUUUAAUGUAUACAGAAAAGAACAAUGAUGCCUUUGAUGACUAUGAUUUGCGGUACUAAUAGAUCACCAAACUUUUUGAAA